UCAUCGCUCUUGCGCGCACUCGUGCUUCAGAUCAUUUAUACACAGGCAAUGGUCGCGCAGUCAGCGAGAGAUUUGGAAUGACAAGCAAAUUCUCCGUUUCUCCGAACAGUCGGGUGCAACAGUCUCUACGUAGACUAUCAGUACGCCUAUCAAGAUUAGGGAAGACGGGUUCUACUUAAAUGAUCCACAGCAUUUACGAAAUUAGUACCGCUAGGAGAAUCGUAUGCGCGCAUAACUGCGAGUCUGUUAGCCAGCUAACAUUAGCUUCGCGAGCUAGUUGUAUGCUUCAAGGCUGAGCAGUGGGAGCAUAGACGCCCCACUCUCACAUCAACAUCGGGCACGACGUUGCGUCUGUAAUCACAUGCGAUUUUCUUUGGUUUUUCACGAACAACCAUGGCGACUGACCUUAUAAAGGGCUUUGUUCGCCUUUGUCUGAACCUUCAGGACCCGCAUCAUGUGGCAAGAUUUCAACAGCUUUGCGGAGUCAGGGGGACCUUUCCUAGAAAAUCUGCCAGGACGGAGGAGAAAGAAUUGGAGCCCUCUCCCAACGGUUCUUGUGUCAAGCAAUGUACGCGAGAGAGCAUAGACGACGGGAGUGUUGGACAGAACAUUAGCGACCUCCGACAGAGAAAACACACAAGUUCAGAAACUACAAAACAGGAAGAAUGCUCAAAUGGCUUGCUCAACGGGGCUGCAAUGCCCGAAACGGCAGAGCCUGAAGAACAAAAUACUCAAUCGGAGAGCUGUCCAAACACUGACAGCGAACAAGGAGGGUCGAAAGGAAUUGUCAAGCCGCUUCGCAAGAACUCCCUGACUGGUGAUGUUGGCCAGGAGUUCAUUAUUGAGAACAAGUUCCUCUUCUGUCUCUUCACUUUUGGAACAGAACUGGGCAAUGAAAUGUUCUUCAUCGUGUUCUUUCCCUUUCUCAUGUGGAACGUCGACGCCUAUGUCAGCCGGCAGAUUAUCGUGGUGUGGGUACUGGUGUUGUUUCUCGGGCAGUCCACCAAAGACCUCAUACGCUGGAAACGUCCAGCGUCACCGCCGGUGGUCAAAGUCGAGAUGUUCUACAAUUCGGAAUACAGCAUGCCAUCCACCCACGCUAUGACUGGCACCGCACUCCCCUUCUCACUUUUCAUGCUUACUUACGGUCGCUGGCAGUACCCAUUUCUCUUUGGCCUGAGUUUGGCAGUCUGCUGGAGUUUCCUGGUGUGCAUAAGCAGAAUCUACAUGGGCAUGCAUUCUGUACUGGAGGUGAUCACUGGGUUCCUCUACAGUGUCCUUAUCCUGGCCGUCUUCCAACCUUUGCUGGAUAGCAUCGACCAGUACUACCUGGCCGGCUCCAACGCGGCCCUGGUCAUCGUGGCUGUCCACGUAGGCCUGGGCAUGCUGGCCUUCUCCUUGGACACGUGGAGCACAUCGCGGGGAGACACAGCCCAGGCCCUGAGUACGGGAGGUGGCGCCGCCCUGGCCUCCCACCUCAACCACCAGCUGGGCCUGCAGCCCGACCCACCCUUGUCCCAGCUGCCCCUGGUGAUACCCGCCGUGGAUGGGGCUCUGCUUGGCCGCUCCCUGGCCCGACUCCUGGUGGGGGUGGCGGUAUUGCUGGCCACGCGGGCUGCCAUGAAGGCGCUGACCAUCCCGCUGGCGUGCCGCGUGUUUGGUGUGCCGCCGGGGGACGUGCGGCGCGCGCGGCAGAACGCUGCUGUGGAGCUGUCCUACCGCUACCUGGUCUACGGCACAGUGGCUUUCAGCUGCGUCUUCCUGGUGCCGCUGCUCUUUGACUACCUGAGCCUGUCCUGAAUCGCCUAAACCCUCCUCACACACACUUACACACAACAACCCCAACCACCCCCCCCCCCCACCCCACAGUCGGUCAGGCGCCUGCCGUUCCUACCAUCCCGUUGCAGCCCCCUGUCCCAAAGUCUGUAUCCACCUCUUCUCCUGUCCAAACUCUCAGUUCCUCGUGCGUAACCCGAACACACUCAACAUAAGGCUGUUGUACCUCCAUUAUCGCCAAUAUCAAAAGAGCUCCUUGAACAGAGGGCAGGGCCACUGGCCUCUUGAGAAAAACAAACUAAUGAAGAGUGAAGACAAAGCAGACUCAGCCAAAAUAGCCAUUCCUCUCACAGUACAUUUCAAGAAGUAUUUGCUUUUCUCAUUGUUUUGUUUGUGUGAUUUGUUGCUGGCAGGUGCCAACAGGGCAAAGUCCGUUCAAAAUGACCUAUUCAGCCUGCCAAAAUAUGAAAUUAAAUGAGGUUUAUUGCUUUGGCCCUCCGCUGGUAUUGAUUUUAGUCCAGACAUGGCCUCUUGCAGGAGCCUUGCCUUACCGGUAUAUAUAUCUUUGUGCAAACGCCAAUAAUUGUCUACCUUUCAGAGUUUUAAUUAAGGGUCACCUUGGCUUCUGUGUGACUGCCUACGUACAACCUUGAGGCCUCCAGAUCUGGAACUCAGACUGACCUCUCUAACCCCAACCCCGUUGGCCCCAUCGAACCAGACCUUUCAAGAGGCCCUGUUUCAUUGGAUCCGUGUCCCAAUGUCACGUCUGAUUCCUGUUUGUUUGACCAGAUCCUUCCUCGAUCCCGUCGCCCCCUCACAUGCUGUGGCAGCACACCCAUCCUGCGUCAUUGUGUUGUUCCCCCAACCCCCCACCCCAGCUCCUUGGACAAUAUCCUGGCUCCCUGCCCUCCUCUUGAAGCACUGGCUCUCUUGACAUUGCCCAUUCUAAUCCAACCCCCCCCCAUACGCUCACACACUUACACACACUUACACACACACACACACAUACACACACACACAGACGACUGCGCUUUGAGAAGGGUGUGUUGAGCAUCUGGAAACGGCUCUAUACUGCUGUGUACUGUACAUUCCCUCCUUUGUAGAUACAUGGACCAUUGUGAGCCCCCCGCCACAUAUUGUAUUUUCGUGGAGCCUCCAGUUCCUUUGUUGGAAGCCAAGUAUAUCUGCUGUGGUAAACAGGGAACCUUUCCAAAGGCAAGUGGCAAUAACUGUAUGUUUUUGACAUUUGUAAGCUUGAGGUUGAAAAGUGGAGUUUGAAUUGAGGACAAAGGACCUGGGGGGAUGGGAACUUCCUGUUGAAGCUGAAAGCCACGAGAGCCACGUUUAAACUUUCUGGAGACACUCUGUGAGGGUCAUAUGAAGAGAGGAGGAGCAGAGGAACUAUGUGAAGUGAAUGCUAUCACAAGGCAUUCAUGGGAAAUGCAGUCUUAAGCUCCUUCAAAUUCAUAAUGAGAUGAUGGGGUGAGGAAUCUUCUAAGGCCAAGUAACAUCUGUGUUGUGGGCAGCUGCCUGUACAGUAAAGGCCUUUGAAGUCUGAACACACUGGGUUUUCCUAUAAAGAUAAUUAUUAUGUUAAUAUGCUCUGCUUUAUGGAAGAAUAGGCAACAAUUCAACAGUUUCCCAACAGUAGUGUUUUUUUAAUUAUUAUUUUUGUUUGAAUCAAUUACCAUGUGGAUUAUGUUCAUAUAGUUAACUGGGAAAUUCUAUACUAAUUUUUGCACAACCCUUGUGUUUUAUAUAUGUGCUUUUAUUAAUGAUCAGUAUUUGUGUCCACAGUGGUGUGUGCCAUUUUACUUGAUUUACUUUUUUCCACUAGUUUUGCCCCUUUAACACCCUUGGGACACCAAGGCCCCAGAUGGACAGUAUUAAAGCCGUGGAGAUGAGAUUAUGAAAAGAUGGAGAUGGCGAAAGAAGUAAAAGAGACACGUGAUCCAUCUUUCACCUCUUUCUCUUCCGCAAAUGCACUGGUUUCUGGCAGUUCUGCUCUGUCUUCCCCUUUUUUGUCCCCAUACUCUCCAAAUGUGGUUUCAGUUCUCCUCGAGACCUUUGGUGUUUCAGCUACCGUUUCUAGCAUCAUUUGUGGUGUUUUUUUGUGCACUUUUGUCACUGUAGCCGAAUAGAGAGAGCUUUCCUUCAGACCCAACUGACACCACUUGCAGGGACCUAUUUGUUUUGUCGGUAGAGGUAGUUGCGGACAAAUGCAUUUAUGGCUUGAAAGGGCUACCUAAUAUUGAUCCAUCUAUUUACA
Molecule: messenger RNA, 4045 nt
Organism: Clupea harengus (Atlantic herring)
Lineage: Eukaryota; Metazoa; Chordata; Actinopteri; Clupeiformes; Clupeidae
Gene: sgpp1a
Product: sphingosine-1-phosphate phosphatase 1a
Biological process (GO): sphingosine metabolic process
Cellular component (GO): endoplasmic reticulum membrane
Molecular function (GO): sphingosine-1-phosphate phosphatase activity
Source: RefSeq, a predicted model, not a curated record